AUGGAUCUGUUGAAUUAUGCCAUUCAAUUGUCAAUCCAUCAUCUUGUGAAAAUCCCGUAUGUAUGGUGCUUUGAUUGUUCUGGUCUAGAUGAUAAUUUUGUUCAAUUUGAAUUAACGCUGGUAACACUUCCUAUUGUUGUUAUUGGGCUACCCAUAUCACCCUGCUAUCGAUUUUCGAAAUGCAAUCACUGGGUUAGCCUUGAUAACUGUGUCAAUCAUUAUAUUUUAUUUCAACAGAAAGCUUUAUCAGAACUAAGUGAGAAGCAAUUGAUUGUCAUUUGA
Messenger RNA from Heterobilharzia americana, 282 nucleotides. NCBI's taxonomy places the organism in Eukaryota, Metazoa, Platyhelminthes, Trematoda, Strigeidida, Schistosomatidae. The record is from the annotation of a GenBank genome assembly.